Molecule: messenger RNA, 546 nt
Organism: Cylicocyclus nassatus
Lineage: Eukaryota; Metazoa; Nematoda; Chromadorea; Rhabditida; Strongylidae
Source: the annotation of a GenBank genome assembly
AUGAAAGAAUUAGAACGACAACAACGGACGAAGGAAACACCAAAGUUUUCGCUCGGAGCAACGCGGAAUUGGCGCGACAUUACAGGAUAUAGAAGGAAAGGAAAUGAUUGGUCUCACACUGUGGUUAGGUCAGCCGUAUGUGUUCCAACACUAAGGAAAUCGCGAACAUUUGCUUCUUUCAUGAUUUGCGGUUGUUGGAAGAAAACGAAUGUUGAAGCAUUGGACUGCUAUCUGAUAGGCAUUGGACUGCUAUCUGAUGGUAGUGCUUGAGAAGAAGAACAUGCUGUUCUGCAUAUGCACGUGGUUACGCAGCGUGAGUACAUAUCAUAUUUUUCUUUAUGUUCAUUAGUUUAUCUUGCUAUAGUAUAGUUUUAGUCCUUCUUGUGUAAAUUCGUCUUUUGUGCAUCAACACAAGAACUAUUCCGGUCAUUGCGCUAUCGCUCGAAAACUAAAUUGUUGUCUCUCACAUUCAAACAUGUAUUUUGUUUCCUAUCAAAAUAUUAUUUUGAUAUACUGUAUCAAAAUGUUUGUCGUAGAAGAAUGAAU